AUUUUUCUUACGAUGGAAAGGCUGGUUGUCUAUCUACUGGUUAUUAGCACAGCCGUGAAGGCCAUGAUGUGUCCCAAAAGAUGCAUGUGUCAAAACCUGUCUCCAUCCUUCACAAUUCUCUGUACGAAGACGGGGCUCCUCUUUGUGCCCCCCAGUAUUGACAGGAGAACAGCAGAACUAAGGUUAAUGGAUAACUUUAUCACUACGCUUAGGAGAAAAGAUUUUGCAAACAUGACCAAUCUCAUUCACUUGACACUAUCGAGGAAUACAAUAAGUCAAAUCAUGCCUUAUGCAUUUUUUGAUCUUAAAGGCCUUCAUGCCUUACACUUGGAUAGUAAUAGACUGACUUACAUCAACGAAGACCAUUUCAAAGGUUUAAUUAACCUUCGGCAUUUAAUACUCAGUAACAAUCAAUUAAACUAUAUCUCUCCUGGGUCAUUGGAUGACUUUAUUGAAACAAUUGAAGACCUGGACCUGUCCUACAACAAUCUCGUUAACGUUCCUUGGGAAACAAUUGCCAAACUUUCCAAUGUCAAUACGGUCAGUCUGGACCAUAAUCUCAUUGAGUUUGUGCCGGAGGGAAUCUUCUCAAACCUUCACAAGCUUGCCCGUCUAGACAUGACCUCCAACAAGCUGAAAAAGAUCCCUCCCGAUCCUUUGUUUUCCAGAAUACCGGUGUACGCCAAGUCUAAAGGAUCUCCGCUGUCGUCCCUGGUGCUUAGCUUCGGAGGGAAUCCUUUGCACUGCAACUGCGAACUCGUGUGGCUGAGACGUCUCACCAGAGAAGACGAUCUAGAGACCUGCGCCUCUCCACCAGAACUGAUGGGCAAAUACUUUUGGUCUAUUAAAGAGGAGGAGUUUGUCUGCGAACCCCCGAUGAUAACGCAUCGGACCCCAAAGCUAACAGCAACGGAAGGCCAAAGCAUCUCUUUGAAGUGCAAAGCUGUCGGCGAUCCAGAUCCCUACGUUCGCUGGAUCUCACCCGACGGGAAGCUGGUCUCUAACACGUCUAGGACUAUUUCGUAUGAGAACGGUACUCUGGAUAUUUUGGUUACUUCUUUGACGGACAAGGGCACGUUUACCUGCAUAGCAUCAAAUGCCGCGGGAGAGUCGACGGCUCCAGUCGAACUCCUCGUUACCCCGUACCCCAACCUCGCUAACAGCACCAACUGCGACAAAGACGCGGAGCCCGGCCCCUCAGAUAUCCUCAUAUCCGCCAAGUCAAGCUUUCCCAAUGAAACGAAGGCUCAGCAAGAGAAGGCGGUGGUGGUGGCCGAGCUGACGUCGUCCUCCGCUCUUAUCCAGUGGCCUUCUCAGCAUCACCUCCCUGGGAUUCGAAUGUACCAGAUUCAGUAUAACAGUUCUGCUGACGACAUACUAGUGUACAGGAUGAUCCCAGCUGCUAGUAAAUCCUUCUUCUUGACUGAUCUGGUUGCAGGACGUGAGUACGACCUCUGUGUUCUUGCUGUUUAUGAUGACGGAUUGACAUCUUUGACCGCAACCAGAGUGAUCGGAUGCGUGCAGUUCACCACCCAGGAAGAGUACAAACAGUGCCGAUCCCUUCACGCGCAGUUUCUUGGAGGAACCAUGAUCAUCAUCAUUGGGGGUAUCAUUGUGGCUUCAGUUCUUGUUUUCAUCUUCAUCCUCCUCAUGAAAUACAAAGUCUACAACAACCACCACAAAAAUAAAACUACUAAAGUUAAUAAUGUCUGCUCUCAAACCAAUGGCAGCCAAAGUGGCUCGAUGGCUCGAUCCACUUCUAAACUUGCAGAGAGGCGGGAAAGUUUGCACCAGGAAUGCUCGGGCUCUUCCAUCAAAGGAAAAACUGUUGUAGAUUUGGAUUGUGAAAAAGUGACUCCAACCAACACAACCUUUUUAACAACUGAAGCGUUAUCUUAA
Messenger RNA from Leptosomus discolor (cuckoo roller), 1899 nucleotides. Its product is annotated as leucine-rich repeat and fibronectin type III domain-containing protein 1-like protein. Gene Ontology annotation, cellular component: presynaptic active zone membrane; cell surface. Gene Ontology annotation, molecular function: protein binding. Lineage: Eukaryota; Metazoa; Chordata; Aves; Leptosomiformes; Leptosomidae. The record is from RefSeq and is a predicted model, not a curated record.